Molecule: messenger RNA, 2308 nt
Organism: Physella acuta
Lineage: Eukaryota; Metazoa; Mollusca; Gastropoda; Physidae
Biological process (GO): regulation of transcription by RNA polymerase II
Cellular component (GO): nucleus
Molecular function (GO): DNA-binding transcription factor activity; RNA polymerase II cis-regulatory region sequence-specific DNA binding
Source: RefSeq, a predicted model, not a curated record
CUAGCUAGAGAUACUAAAACAUCAUGUAGUGUAAAGAAUGGGUGGGUUCUGUGCUGCUAUUGGAUGCACAAACAGUUCAGCAAAAGCAAAGAAAGUAAAACACAUAACGUUUCAUUCAUUCCCAAUUAAACGCCCUGAGGUACUAAAACAGUGGUAUUUACAGCUUAAGAGGAAGGAUUUUGUUGCCACUGUACACAGUGUUCUUUGCUCUGAACAUUUUUGCCAAGAGGAUUUUGAUUUUCAACCAUUUACAAACAGACGUCAGCUUAAGAAAACAGCUAUACCAACACGUUUUGAUUUUAGUGGCACAACAAAAGGAACAAAAAAAGUUUCUGAUACUGAUAUUGAAAUGAAUAAGAAAUCACACUGUAAGAAAAAACCAUCUACGAAUGAUGAGCGUCCAUUAUCGAUAAAGCAAGAAUACUUUGAUGAUGAUGAUGAUGAGAAUACAAGAUCUCCAAUUUAUGAUAGAAACUGCUACAACAGUCAUGAUGAUAAUGAGUGCACAAACAGUAUUGCUCUAUCAGAACAUCUAUACCCUGUCAGCCUCUUUAAGGUAAAGCCUCAAGAAUUAAGUGGCCCACAAGGCAUCAGUAUUGAAUUGGUUGGCUGUAAUUUGGCUAAAGAAAAAUUGAUUAAUUUGGACCACAACUAUGUUACAAGGCCCCCAUCUCUGAUGGAAGAUGAUCAAGACACUACUGAAGAAACAGAUUCACUAAACAGCCUUGAUAUGAAUAUAAAGGAGGAGCCUGAUGAUAACAUGGAAAUUAAAACUGAAGUUGAUGAUGUUGGACCAGAUAAAGAGAAUAUUAAGCAACAGCCAAGUUUAAGUGAAACUAGGAUUAAAAUUGAAGUUGAUGAUGAUGAACCAGUUAGAGAAAGUGAGAGCCAGGAGCCAAGUUUUGAUGAAGCUAGAAUUAAAAUUGAAGUUGAUGAUGAUGAACCAGUUGAAAAAAGUGUGAGCCAGGAGCCAAGUUUAAAUGAUGCUAGGAUUAAAAUUGAAGUUGAUGAUGAUGAUCCAGUUAGAGAAAGUGAGAGCCAGGAGCCAAGUUUUGAUGAAGCUAGGAUUAAAACUGAGGUCCAUGAUAAUGAACCAGUUGAAAAAAAUGUGAGCCAGGAGCCAAGUUUAAAUGAAGCUAGCAUUUUAUUAACACCCAAGGACCUUGUAGCUUACUUAGAGAAGUACAAAGAAAUUCAUGGCCCCGAUAUUAAAUACGGCCAUAUAGCCUGGUUACUGAUUUCAAACCAAAACAAACCGGCCGCAGUAUCAAGAGUUUUAUGUGCUGAACUCCAGAAGUGUGGAGGCAAUGUUAAAUUCUUCAGAGACAUAUUGCCCUGUAAGAUAUUGAAGAUUAAAGACAAGUUUAAUUAUUUAAAAAAGAAUCUUACAAAAUAUAAAUUGGAGCUUCUACUUUUUUUAGAACAGACAUUUGUUUUACCGCAAAAGAGUGAAAAAAAACCCGCAGACAAUCCUUCAGACAAUGUUUCUUUGUCAGCAAUAAGUGAUGCCCCCUUACCACAAGCUGCUGAUAAGGGCACAUUAGCCAACCCUGUUGAGAACUCCUCAACAUCAGCCGGGAAUGAAAACAGUUCAAUCCCCGCUGAAUGCCAGAAAUGUUUGUCAGCCAAAAGAACCUAUGAAAGUCUCAUGCAAACUUACCAAACCAGGCAGAAAGCUUUGAUAGAAGCGAAAAGAGAAUGUUUCCACACAAGGAUCAAGCACAAAUACUCUCAAGUUAAAAAGAAAGUAAAAAGCAUGAAAGAUAGAUUGUAUAAGAAAAAUGCGCAAAUCACUAGUCUAAGAAAAACCUGUAAAUCUAAUAAGAAAUUAUUGCUUGAUCUUGCAACUGACAAGGGUCAGAUAUUCAAAAGUAUUCGUUAUUACAAAAGAGCUUUACAAGAAGAAUUUGGAGUUAGUGAUGAUAUGUUUGUUCAUACUAAGCCUGCUAGGAAAAAAAUAAAUGCCUCUAAAAAAGUUCAAAAGGUGCCUAAAUCAAGCAAAAGAUAGUGUUGGAAUCAAGUUUAAUUUGUUUAAAAUUUGUGUUUUAGGAACAGAAUUUUUAAAAUUUUUUUUUCAUUUAGCCUGUAAGCCUAUACACAUUUUUUAAAUCAAAAUUAUUGUAAUUUGUAAACAAAUGUAAUAGGCAGAAAUUUUAAAAAAUUAAUUUGAAGUUCCCAAAAUAGGCCUGUUUCUUUCUUUUCAUUUUGUCCAUUGUCAUAACUGACUUGUAUAUACAAUAAGUAGAUGAAUGUAUGUCACCCAUCAUCUUAUCUUCUGCCUUAUGAUUAUGAUAAUAAAUGAUAUAAU